AUGAUCACAAAUUUCUUCAGGUUCCUUCUUGGAGUCAUUAGCACUAUUAGCAUUUGCUUCAUCAUCAACAAAAUUCUCAAUCGAAUCAUACUCUACACAUCAUCCACCGCACAACCUUGGGACUGGAGCAAGGAAAUCGUGCUCAUCACAGGUGGUAGUGGCGGCAUCGGCUCUGAAAUGGUCAACAAAUUCUCCCGCAGAAAUAUCACAGUUAUAUCCUUUGACAUACACCCACCAAAAAGCACUCUCUCAACAAAUGCACAUUUUUACAAAGUUGAUGUCACUUCGCCACAUGGCAUACAUGAAGCCAUGGAACAAGUCCGUCGGGAAAUCGGAGAUCCAACGGUUCUCAUCAAUAAUGCUGGCAUCGCUUUGGGGAAAGACAUUCUUGCUUGCGCUGCAGAUCAGAUCAAGCAGAUGGUCGAGGUCAAUCUGCUGGCGCACUUUUGGCUUGUGCAAGAAUUGCUUCCAUCCAUGAUCAAGCAGAAGCACGGCCAUGUCGUGACAAUUGCUAGCGUGGCUAGCUUUAUUACCAUCGCAAGCAAUAUCGACUAUAGCUGUACGAAAGCCGGGUUAGUAGCCUUCCAUGAAGGCCUGACGCAAGAUCUGAAGCAUAGAUACAACGCGAGAGAUGUGCUUACAAGCAUUGUUUUCCCUUACUGGGUUCGCACGCCACUGAUACAGAACCUCACUACACAUUCGACUUUCCAGGAUCCACUCCAGGAGCCGAAAGAGGCAGCUGAAGCGAUUGUAGAUCAUGUCUUGAAGGGCCACCGUGGAGACCUCUUUUUGCCAGGUUAUGCAGGGCUUUUAUGUGGGAUUCGCGGGUUUCCUGCUUGGAUGCAGGAGACGAUUCGAGACAGCAAGGCCAGCGUUUUGCGGGAAACUAGUUUUUAA
Molecule: messenger RNA, 897 nt
Organism: Fusarium fujikuroi IMI 58289
Lineage: Eukaryota; Fungi; Ascomycota; Sordariomycetes; Hypocreales; Nectriaceae
Product: related to a retinal short-chain dehydrogenase/reductase
Exons: 2
Coding region: 1-897 (298 amino acids)
Molecular function (GO): oxidoreductase activity, acting on the CH-OH group of donors, NAD or NADP as acceptor
Source: RefSeq, a predicted model, not a curated record